This is a messenger RNA of Trichomycterus rosablanca, 4299 nucleotides long. It is a transcript of the gene ildr1a, whose product is annotated as immunoglobulin-like domain containing receptor 1a. Bases 145 to 1632 code for a protein of 495 amino acids. The record is from RefSeq and is a predicted model, not a curated record. Gene Ontology annotation, molecular function: high-density lipoprotein particle receptor activity. NCBI's taxonomy places the organism in Eukaryota, Metazoa, Chordata, Actinopteri, Siluriformes, Trichomycteridae. Gene Ontology annotation, cellular component: plasma membrane. The transcript is spliced from 8 exons.
AGCCUCAAUACGACCUUUGAUCACUCCCUGAGUUUAUAUUGACUUUUGUCUGGAUUCGCAUGUGCUUUUAGUUUAGAGUUUGUGGUACUUUGGUUAUAAAGUCAGUCUCGAGUGACCGAGUCUCGUCCAUUGAAACUGAAGACAAUGGAGAGACUGAUAGUGGCGCUGCUUCUUCUCGGCUUUCUGCCGGCAGAAGUAUCUUCAGUUCAGGUGACGGUUCCACAGACACAAUACAGCACUACUCUUUUUGCCACCGUCACACUUCGCUGUGAAUAUUCCACUUCAGCUCCUCUUCAGAAUGUGCUGGUCACCUGGCGCUUCAAGUCCUUCUGCAAAGACCCUGUGCUGGACUACUAUUCAGCAGCCUACCAGGCCUCUCUGCAGAUGGGACAGGACCCUGCCAAUGACUGUCCAGAUGCCCAGCGCACCAUCCGAACUGUUGCUCAGAAAUAUGGCACCAGUGAGGCCACGCUGGGUCCAGAUUAUAGUCAGCGCAAAAUCACCAUCCAAAACAAGGCCGAUCUGGUGAUAACUGAGAUAAUGUGGUGGGACAACGGCGUGUACGUGUGCUCCAUUGACGCUCCGGGUGAUACAACUGGAUAUUCAAACCGAGAGAUCAAAGUCAUUGUCUACCACUGGCUGACCGUACUCUUCAUCGUCAUCGGCACUCUCCUCCUAAUCCUUCUCUUUUUUAUCUGCUGCUGCCAAUGCUGCCCUCAGUACUGCUGCUGCUAUGUCCGCUGCCCGUGCUGCCCACAAUCAUGCUGCUGCCCUGAAAAAACCGUGAUGCAGCACAGAAUGAUGAAGGAGAUGCAAAAUAACUGGGCCACUGGACAGCCGGUCUACGCCCCUCUGAGCUCUCACAGCUCUGCGUAUCAGAUGAAUCCCAUGCUGUAUGCAGGUUCGGCUUCAGGAAAGAUCCCCAUGACUCUUAUGCCCCCCAUGCCCCUACCACCACCUUCCCAUCAUGAGCACAUGCCUCUUGGCAUGCCUGGCCCCAUGCACAUCCCACAUGGCCCGAUUCCCGGUCCCAUGCCAGUCCAUUACCCUGUAGUGAUGCCUCCACCCAGCAUGCACGGCAAUGGCAACAUCCACAACGGCCCCAACAGAGUGCUGGACUACCUGGAAAACCAAAUGCGAGAAAUAGACGUCAACUCCCCCCUGAUCCCACCCCCGCCUGUUCACGUGCCUCGAAACGUGCCCUACACUGCCGGCCCUCCUAGCAUGCUUUCCGCUCUGAACGAUGUUCCCGGGCCUCGCCGGCACCACGCGUCAAACUCCAACAGCUCGUCCAGCUACGAUCGGCACAGGCAGCCGCCUUCAUCCAGACGAGGCAUGACACGCAGCUACAGCCAGGAGGACGUGCUGGAUAACCGGAGUCGGGCAUAUCGGGCUCGCUCUCGAUCUAGAGAUGACCUGGAGGACCCGAGAGAAUCCUGGGACUCGGCCAGCGUUACAAGCGGCAGAAGAGGAGGAGGAUAUAGAGGCAGGGCUCGGGGUGGAGCCAGAGGCGGUGACUGGUCUGACCACCCUCCCAGCUACACCGAGUUUGAGCCAGGACAGAAGCCGAGCAAACGACCUGAGCGCAUCUCUGUUAGGAGCUCACGGAGUGGUAACACUGUAGUAAUCUGAAGCCAAUCAAAGACCAAUAUCCAGAAAACCUGUAGACCAGCGGUAUGGACAGCGCUGAGCAAUGAAUAAUAGCUAAAGGUUUUUGUGUAGUUGUUUUUAAAUGAUUAUGAGCAUGCUCAAACACAACAUACUGCCCCAGUUCUGCCCAAGUCUCAAAUCCAGGUACUUUAGAUGAUGACCUUAGUUUUGUUGUUAAACUUUAGAAAUUGAAGGAUAUUUGAGGUCAAUGUCUUAUUUUUAAGUUUUGGUUUGCCUUUAUUUGUUAACCCAAAAAAAGAUAAAUAAAUAAGAGAACCAGUUGCAUUCAAGAUAGGCAAUAAAGAUAGGUGAAAAUAUCAUAUCAUACUCAAGACUUUGCUAACAGACUGCCAAGAAAACAGUAGUGCCACAUUUCGGAAAAGAAAAUCUCUAAAGCCAUAGCUCACAGCUUGUAACGGAUGCUGGAUUACAUUGUUUUUCAGUCACUCAUCUGCAUAGGUUUACUUGAAGGCUUACUCCCAUCCUACCUAGACACUGUUGUACUGGUGUCGGACCCUCUAACAUCAGAGCGUAAUCAUUUAUUUUUAUUAAAUAAUUUAAGGUUUGGCCGGGAGACCAAACUGACACGAUUGGAUGGGCGUGGGUGGUUUAGAAUGAGUCCUAUUGGCGCUGUGCUAUUAUGACCUCUGCUGUCUGGUUGAAGUGCCUGCACUAGUGUUGGGUUAUUCAUGGAAUCUCUGAAUAGCGGCUGCCAAGUAAAUCUAAAAUGUGAUGCAACGCAAUUAAAAGUAAAUGUACACAUAAGGGGGCUGGAGUAAAUAUCAUCACUGCACAGCAGCAGUGUUCAGUAAUCUCAUGUCCUACCUGCAUUAUGAUCUUCUGUUCUGAUAAAGCUUCUGAAAAAAGAUGUUCUAUCCAGUUUGUGCAGAAUGUUUCUGGUGUAGUUGCAUUACAGUGAGUUGAGACACUUUUUGAAUCCUAUUUCUUUUAAUUCACAAAAUGUAAAGACAGAUGUUUUAGAGAUGUAGGGAGUACAAUACAGCAUGGUUUAAUUUAGCGCAUGAUCAGAGCUGAGAGUUGAGUUGAGAGUGAGCAACUGUCAACUAAAAAAAAUCUAAAAGCAGAUAAAAAAAGAAUUAGGACUGAUGCUACUGAUGGCUAAUGUCUGCUGCAGACACGAUUGGUGAGAGGGCUAAAUGGAUUGAGAAACAAGGUCAUAAAAUCAUGUGGAUUAAGAAACCUUGUCAUUCUGUUGGUAAGCUAUUGUGUAAUGUGUCUUUACCAUGUGUGACCUGUACUUGUACAGUGUAUAUAAUUAAAGUAUUUGAUUGUGGUAGGUUUAUACCAAUCUUAAUUUCAAAAAAACAUUAGGCUAGUAUGUGAAAUGCCAAAAAAAACACUAAAAUGGUACACAAACAUUAAAUUUUUUAUUUUAUGAAUUUCAAAUUUACACUCCCCCUAAUACAGGGUGAGAGUACCCCACACUGUAAGGGGAGUUUGGUAGGUUUUCCAGGCGAGCAAAAUGCGCAUUACCACCACCAAACACGCCGACUUCAUAUAGCAGCGGGCGGCAUAGUGGAUCAGUGGGUGUCGCCUCACAGCAAGGUCCUGGGUUUGGUCCCCAGGUGGGGAGGUCCGGGUCCUUUCUGUUUGGAGUUAGCAUGUUCUCCCCAUGUCUGUGUGGGUUUCCUCCGGGAGCUACGGUUUCCUCCCACAGUCCAAAGACGUGCAAGUGAGGUGAAUUGGAGAUACAAAAUUGUCCAUGACUCUUUUUGAUAUAUAACCUUGUGAACUGAUGAACCUUGUGUAUCUAAUUGCCAGUUAAAAAGUUGAAAAUCUAAUGACUGCAACACAUGAUAGCAUGAUUUCAACUGUGCUGCAUCACCUCACUGGAAAAACAAUGCUGAAUCAUGAUUAUUUGGAAACUGAAACACCAGUUGAUUCCGAUUUGAUCAUUUGACAUUCAGCUAUUAUGCAAGUCUUCAACACAUGCAACAGCGCAGGCCUGUGUUGUCAUAUUUUGCUUUUUAUAAUAGCAACACAUUUUGAAUAGGAGACAGGUCUGAACUGCAGGCAAGCCAGACCAGCACUUGCAUACUCGACCAUGCUGUUAAAAGAUAGAACUGGGCUUGGUGUCGUCUUGUUGAAAUAAGCGCGACCAUCUCUAAAAAUAUGUCAUCCAAAAGGCUUUACAAACGACUGCUUUUGAUUGAUAUAUCAGCAUUUCACAUCCUGUCCUAAAGUUUUUGAAACUGUGGUUUGUAUAUAAAGGAAAACCUGAGUUUUAAAGCUGUUUAGUUUACGUUACUUUGUUUCUUGUGUAUACGUGUAAAUAUUUAUUCUUAAACAUUUUGCGACUGUACAGACUAAAACCUAAUGGGAAUAUGAGUAUAUUAAGUUUUUUAAAUAGUUUUUAAUGAAAGUUGAAGUGUUUUUUCCCAAAAGCUGUAACCUCUGAUGAAGUUUAAUGGGUAAAUGCUCAGGUAUCUGUUCUUUAGUUACAUUUGUUAGUUUUUCAUACAUAUUUGUGCAUGAUAAUUGUGCAUUAUAUGAACUGAAGAAAAAAAUGUAAAAAAAGACGUUGUUUAAAUAGAACAUUCUUAACAGAAGAGUGUAUCAUUACGUGGUGGAGGUGGGUGUGAAUCCCUUUCAUAAAACAUUUUUAAUAAAAAUUAUAUGUUGCAUAAA